Messenger RNA from Penaeus chinensis, 2095 nucleotides. RefSeq lists its product as uncharacterized. NCBI's taxonomy places the organism in Eukaryota, Metazoa, Arthropoda, Malacostraca, Decapoda, Penaeidae. The coding region runs from base 341 to 805 and encodes 154 amino acids. The record is from RefSeq and is a predicted model, not a curated record. The transcript has 3 exons.
CCAAAUAGCCAUAUGCGUGAACCGUAUCAGCACAGGAUUGAUUUAUUUAUUUAUAUUUUUGCCUCACUGGAGUCGGCUUCAUUGCCAACUGCAUAGAAUGUAUUGAUAUCAGGGUAAUAAGAUUGCAAUUUAAAAUAAUGUAAAUGCGGUGUUUAUAGUCUUACAUUUUUAUAUAUAAAAUUCUAUGGGGACAGGGUAACUAAUGCGAGUAAUAUUUAUGAAAAGUUCUUGCAAGAUUCAAACUUCAACAAUUACGUAUUCUUCAGCUAAAAUGUUAAACGGUAAUAUUCCAGAGUAACAGACACAAGAAUAUUGCUGAUGACUCUAUUCUUACCCAGACAUGGCGGAGGAUAUGUCAUCAAGUUCUGAAGAGGAGGAUAUAUCAGAUAGGGAAAAGUUAGAUAAUAAAGCUUAUAUAUUGUCUGAGGAUGAAGACUGUGAAGAAGAUGAAGAUGACAGUCCGUAUGAAGAACCAGAGGAACCAACAGCAUUUUCUAAAGCACAAAAUGAUGCUGAGACUCAGAUACUUGAAGGAAAUAUUACUUCGUGGGAGUGGUUGUCCACGCCGUUCAUCCCAUACCGCCACGAUUUCGCUGAGGCAACUUCAGGCGUGAAUCCAAACUUAGGACUGAGCGCGGCCUCACAAGAGAUCGAUUUGUUCUGCCAUUUUUUGGAUGAGCCAUUGAUUUCUUAUAUCUGCAAUGAGACAAAUCGAUUCCAUAAGCAGACAAAAGAAAAUGUGGCCCUAACGCCCCGCUCUAGACUCCAGUCAGUUUCAAGGAGUUUUAUCUUUUCCUGGCUCUGAUGCUUCUUACUCCACAUGUAAAGAAAAAUGAGUUGCCCUUAUACUGGUCGAAAGAUUCUUUGAUACACACCACCACGUUCGGCCACAUCAUGUCGUACAGGCGUUUUGUUUUGUUACUGCAUAACCUUCACUUUGUAGACAACAACAUCACACAGACGGAUCCUGAUCGACUGAGAAAGAUUAGACCGGUACUUUCGAUGAUAACAAACAAGUUCAGAACCACUUUUUAUCCGUUUCAAAAUGUAGUGAUAGAUGGGAGCCUCAUGUUAUGGAGGGGAAGGCUAGGAUUCAGGCAGUACAUACCUUCAAAGCGCCCUAGGUAUGGCAUCAAGGCGUUUGUUUUGUGCGACUGCCAAACUGGUUAUAUCCUUGAUAUCAUUCCUUUUACCGGAAAGGAUACUGCAAUGGAUAGGCAUGCUGAUGUAGGAGUAUCCGGUUCAGUUGUUUUGACAAUGUUGGGGCCAUAUAAGGGACGAGGCUAUAUAGUUUACCUUGACAAGUGGUACUCAAGUCCCCUACUAUUUAGCAAUUUGCACGCAUUGAACAUAGGUGCAUGUGGUACAGUCAGAUCGAACAGGAAACAUCUACCAACGUUUCCUAAAUUGAAAAAAGAGAAGUAAAAUCAUACCAUGCAAACAAUGUGUUAGCACUGAAAUGGAAUGAUAGAAAAGAUGUAACACUUCUCACAACUGUGUAUAAUGAUGAAAUUGUUACUAUGGAAAGAGAAAGGGAUGACCAACCACAGCUAAAGCCAAAAGCAAUUCUAGAUUACAAUAAGAACAUGAGACUGGUAGAUAAGAGCGACUUGAUGAUCAGUUUCAGUGAAUGCCUAAGAAAGACGCGGAAGUGGUAUAAGAAGUACUUCUUCCACCUCAUGGACCUGUGCCUGUUGAAUGCUUACUACAUACAUUGUUCACUGACAGGGAAAAAAACAGGUCUGAGAGUGUUUUCACUGACGUUGGUACGUCAGCUGUUGGAGAAAUAUAGCCCCCCCACAGCCCCCUCCUGCCCCUCUGGUUCUUCCCGUCGAAGGUAGGCUCCAACGUGGCCGUCAUUACCCGGCGAAUGUGCCAUCGACAGAGAAAAAGAAAAACGCACAGAGGAUCUGCCAUGUGUGUGCCCACACUCAGUUGAAACAAAUAAAGAAGUCCUACACCAGGUACAUGUGUAAGGAAUGUAAUGUGCCCCUUUGUAUUUUGGGGUGCUUUGAAGUGUACCAUGAGAAAGUUGUGUUCUAGAUGUUGAAAUGUUGAUAUGUAGAGAUGUAGAAAAUAAAACUGCUGUAUAGAA